Molecule: messenger RNA, 1466 nt
Organism: Leptopilina heterotoma
Lineage: Eukaryota; Metazoa; Arthropoda; Insecta; Hymenoptera; Figitidae
Product: protein dissatisfaction-like
Exons: 8
Coding region: 183-1403 (406 amino acids)
Biological process (GO): anatomical structure development; cell differentiation; regulation of transcription by RNA polymerase II
Molecular function (GO): nuclear receptor activity; zinc ion binding; RNA polymerase II cis-regulatory region sequence-specific DNA binding
Source: RefSeq, a predicted model, not a curated record
CUUCAUUUCACAAAGUGUGCAAAAUUCUUUUCAAUAAUUUUUUGAAAAAAUUAAUCGGUGUGCAUUUUUAAUUUUUGUUUAAAUUCAGUGAAAAAUUUGUAGAGAAAAAAAAUUAUUGGUGCAAUUCAGUUUUUGGAGAAUUCAAUUUUUUUUUAACAAAAGAAAAGAAAAUUUAACGAAAAAUGGAAGAUGGCGGAAGAAAUGAGACGCUUUGUAAAGUUUGUGGCGAUAAAGCGUCAGGAAAACAUUAUGGAGUACCGAGUUGCGACGGAUGUCGCGGAUUCUUUAAGCGCUCAAUUCGACGCUAUGCGAGAAAUCUGGAUUACGUGUGUAAAGAAAAUGGCCGCUGUGUUGUGGACGUUUCGCGCAGAAAUCAAUGUCAAGCAUGUCGAUUUACCAAAUGUCUUCAGGUCAAUAUGAAACGUGAUGCCGUUCAACACGAAAGAGCGCCAAGAAGUGCGUCAUCGUUGGUGGCGGCAGCGGCAAGAAGAACUCCAUCGUCACUCUAUCAGGGUGUACCCCACGUUUAUCAUCCAGGAAGCGCUCCUUAUCAUCCACUUCUCUAUCCGGCAUUUUUUUCUUUUAAACCCACCGUGCCAACAUUUCCUUCCAGCGUUGAUGUCAACGAUCUGUUACGUUUUUCCACAGCCACACACUUUUUUCCACGCACGUCGACGGAUUUAACAACACCUGCCAAAGAAGAUGAAGUCACCAGUUCUGAGGAGGCUGGAAAAGUUGAUGAUCGAAUCGAUAUUAAAAAAUUGGAUCCAGUUACUCGCCUUGUUCCUCAAUUCAUGGGUUCGACACUAUCUGAGAGUGCAAUGCCGUCACUGUCAAUUUUGCCAACCGAAAAUGUUUACGAGCUUGCGGCAAAAUUACUCUUCCUAGCAGUCAAAUGGCCAAGAAGUAUUUCUUCUUUCCUCCAAUUAUCCUACAGAGAUCAAGCAAUAUUAAUCGAGGAAUCGUGGAGUGAAUUGUUUGUCCUUACGGCAGCGCAAUGGAACUUUCCCGUUGAGGAAUCGUCAUUGAUACCAUUAAAUUUGCCAACUGAUAGAAAGCAAAUUCUCAUUGACGAAACUAGAAGAUUAAAAGAAUUAUUAACACGAUGCGCAAUGUUAAGAAUCGAUCACUCUGAAUUUGCUUGUCUAAAAGCCAUUGUUCUCUUCAAAGGAGAAUGUAGAGGGCUUUGCGAAGCGGCACGAGUCACGGCACUACAGGAACAAACCGUUGCCGUUCUUAGCGACCGAGGAGCCGGUAGAAUAGGACAACUUUUGCUUCUCUUACCACCGGCUCGUGCGCUUUACCGCAGCACUUUACACGAGCUACUUUUCAAACCGACUGUCGGUGAUGUCAGUGUCGAAAGGUUACUCGAGGACAUGGUUCGAACAUCGCGACCAAAUUAAAAAAAAAACAAUUUAUUUAAAAAUAAAAUUAAAUAUUAUUUAUUUCCUCAUUAUUUAUUAAAA